Raphanus sativus (radish) is the source of this 783-nucleotide messenger RNA. Its product is annotated as zinc finger protein ZAT1. The record is from RefSeq and is a predicted model, not a curated record. Gene Ontology annotation, biological process: regulation of DNA-templated transcription. Lineage: Eukaryota; Viridiplantae; Streptophyta; Magnoliopsida; Brassicales; Brassicaceae. Bases 1 to 783 code for a protein of 260 amino acids. The transcript has a single exon.
AUGUAUUCACUUCUCAACGAAACAAGAAACUGUCAAGUGUGCAAGAAAUCGUUUCCAAAUGGGAGAGCUCUAGGAGGUCACAUGAGGUCUCACACAAGGACACUUUCGGCAUCAAAUGGCUCGACCGUUCCAUCGCUGAAGACACCAACCAAACUCGGAGAAAACAUCAGACUUAAUGAAACAGUUUUGAUGAGAUCUGUGCACGCGAGCGAAGUUGGUCGUCCAGAACCAGAUCUAAAGAGAGAAGAAGGUGGACAACAAAUAACAUGCAAGAGAAAGAUCGUCGUGGAUUUAGAUGAGUGUCAGAGUCCUUUAACAGCUGUUGAAGAAGCUGCUUUGGUUAUUGUAGCAAUGUCUAAGGGAGAGAGACCAGCAAAUUCUCAGAAUUGGAAUGCGAUUGACCGCUUGUUAUCAACUCCAAAUGAAAAAGAAGAAUAUACGCGAAAGUCUAUCGAUAUAGAUUCUGAUGAUGAUGGGAGAGUCUUAACAGAAGGCAUCGAUGAGAAUGAAGAUGGGGAUGAGGACGAGGAAGAUGAAACAUAUUUAGUUGAGAAGGAGAAACAGUGUAAGAAAAGAUUUACGUGUGAUAUAUGUGGAAAAGUUUUGCAUUCCUAUCAGGCAUUAGGUGGCCAUCGAACGAGUCACAGGACCAAACGAUUGAAGAUUUGCGACAAGAAUGGUCAAGCCAUGGUUAGACACUACAAAUGUGAACUAUGUGGCAGAGUGUUUGAAUCCGGUCAAGCACUUGGUGGUCACAAGAAGGUUCAUUAUGCGUUUCUAUAA